AUGGAACAGCGCAGAAGAAAAGGCCCUCUUGGGCCUGUCAGGGAAGUGGCUCUGGCAAAUGCUGUCCGCCGCCAAUUUUACCAGAGUGACCGUGUCAAGUCAUUCCAUCACGACCUGUUGCUGACAGAGACUGUGAAGAGCCGUGAUGAGCAGAUCAGGCAGAAACAAAAAAUUGCCAAUGCUGAAAAUGAGGAAACCAAAAAAUUUAUGGCUCGGAUCAGACGACAACAGAUGGAGGACAUCGAGCGUGAGAGACAAAGAGAGCAGCGGCGAGAGAUGGACAGACAGGCUUGCACUGACUUUGUGAAGCAGCAGAUGUGGGAGACGGAGCUCAUGAGAAGACAGCAAAAGCUGGAGAAACAGAGAGAGAUAGAGGAGUGGGCCGAAAAGCGAAAGCAGUAUGAGAAGGAUCAGAUGAUGUUCAAACAAAAACAGCAUGAGGAGAAGAUGGGUGUGAGAAACACUUAUCGUCGUCAAAUAUCAGAGAAGAAUGUCAGCAGAGCCAAUGAGGCUCGACAGGAAGCCAAGGAGGAACAGUGUCGGAGGCAGUUCGACACAGAAAAGGAGCAAUGGACAAAGACGGCCAAAGACAAUGAAGCAGAGAAGUACAGGCGACGGCAGAGGCGCAGUGAGAUGGUGGGGGAUAAGCUGCUCGUGCAGGAGCAGAAGAAGGCCAACAAAGAGGAGGAGAUAAGGGCCAGGGCUCUGGCCAGAGCUGCGUUUGAGCACGAAGCCAAGCUGGUGCAGGAGCAGAACCGCAAGAAUGAAAGCAGCCAGGACUUGUGGAAUGCUAUGGCUGCUCAGCGAGAAAGUAGGCACAGGCAACGUGAGGAGAAGGCAAGAGACGACAAGCAGAGAGGAAGGGAUGAGCUCCAUACCCUGAAAGAGAAGGACAGGAUCUACUGGGAAAACCAGAGAUUGAUUGCUGAGAGGAAGAAGGCAGAUCGCCUGAUGAUGGACGAUGCCCUUCGCCAGCAGAUGGCUGAGAAACGCCUCAAAGAAGAGCGGGAGAAGCAAGAGAAGCUUGAAUAUGAGAGGAGGCACUUGGAACUACUGGAGGAGGAAGAGGAGCAGUUCCAACGUUACGCUGGUGAGGUGAUUAAUGCAGCCUCAGAGGCAAAGAGGAAUCCAUUCUCACUCCGCAAGGCUGCAGAGAAGGAUAUUGCCGCUGCAGUGGGCCCCAUUACUGGAGGAUUCAGGGCAAAUUGUUUGGCUCCUGGAGCCAACUACUCUGACAUUUCCAAAUACCUCAAGACCACAUCCCAAGAUAUCAAUAGGCUAUAUGGGACCAGCAACUAUGAGCCAACCAAGGCAAGGCUGGGCUUCAUAUGGUGA
Molecule: messenger RNA, 1335 nt
Organism: Megalops cyprinoides (Indo-Pacific tarpon)
Lineage: Eukaryota; Metazoa; Chordata; Actinopteri; Elopiformes; Megalopidae
Product: coiled-coil domain-containing protein 173-like
Exons: 1
Coding region: 1-1335 (444 amino acids)
Source: RefSeq, a predicted model, not a curated record